AUGGCUGGAAGAGUGGGGAUGUAUCUUCAAUGUCCCACCUGUCUGGACAUAUUCAAAGAUCCUGUCGUGCUGUCGUGUGGUCACAGCUUUUGUCGCAUGUGUCUGCAGCAGUGGAAGGACACAGGGAACCGAUCGUGUCCAGUCUGUAGGACGCAGAUGAGUUCUCUGUAUCCACCUCCAAACUUGGCACUGAGGAAUGUGUGUAGGCACUUUUCACCAGUCUUGGUGAACUUGGAGGACCUCUGUAGCUUGCAUCAGGAGGAACUCAGAUUCUUCUGUUCGGACCACCAGGAGCUUGUGUGCCUAUUCUGCAAGGAUGAAGAAAUCCACGUUGGCCACAAGUUCAGUCCCCUUGAAGAGGUUGCGAACGGUCACAAAGAGAAACUCCAGGAAGGCCUGCAGGAUACCAAAAGAAGACUCCAAAAUUGUAUCAGAGUUAGAGACAAGUGCAAUGAACAAGCAAAGUACAUCAAGGUCCAGAGGGAGAAGGUCAAGAGCAAGAUUAAGAAGGAUUUUGAGGAGCUUCGUCACUUUCUUGACAUUGAGGAGGACGCCAGGUUGUCUGCUGUCAUGGAUGAAGAGAAGAAGAAGAGUCUGACCAUGAAGGAGAAGAUUACAGCCCUCAGCCGAGAAAUGACAGCUCUCUCAAAUACGAUCAGAAGCACAGAGGAGCUGCUGAAGUCUGACAAUGUUUCUAUCAUGAAGAACUUGCAGACUGCAAUGAGCAGAAUCCAAGAACUGCCCGAUGAACCACAGCUGAUUGAAGGAGCUCUAUUGGAUGAAGCCAAACACGUGGGCAACCUCAAAUUCAACGUGUGGCAGCGGAUGAAGGAGACGUUCUCCUACAGUCCCGUCAUCCUGGACCCCAACACGGCUCAUCCCAAACUCAGUCUGUCCGAUGAUCUGACCAGUCUGACUCAUAAAGAAGCACAAUGGCGACCAGAGAAUCCAGAGAGGGCUGCGUUUCCCGACGUGCUGGGUUGUGCUUUGGACUCAGGAAGACACGUCUGGGACGUUGAGGUGGGAGACAAUACUCACUGGGUACUCGGGGUUGCGUGGGGGGAGUUGUGUUUCCAAGGUCAGAGGAGUCAUUGCUGCCUUGGAUUUCGUGAUGGUAAAUACCAAAAAUUGGCUGUCCUAAAAGGAUCCUGGAAUUUGUCUGUGAAAGUGCAGAGGAUCCGAAUUGACGUGGACAUGAAUGAAAGAUCAAUUUCAAUAUCGGAAUCCCUUACAAACACCGUACUCUGGACCACUAAGAACAGUUCUGAUUGGCCGGACUUGUCCGGUCACACCAAAAUGUAUCCUUACUUUUACACGUCGUGUAAAAAUCCUUUGAAAAUAAUCCCCUUUCCACCUCGGAUUAUAAUUUCCAUGAGUCUGUGUUGA
This is a messenger RNA of Nerophis lumbriciformis (worm pipefish), 1386 nucleotides long. The record is from RefSeq and is a predicted model, not a curated record. Lineage: Eukaryota; Metazoa; Chordata; Actinopteri; Syngnathiformes; Syngnathidae.